AUGCUUCAGGAGGCAUACCAGAUACCGAGAUACGGGAUACGGACUACGGGGUCGAGAAGGCCAACUCGAGGUCUUGACCUACGGAAGUCGAACAAGCAAAAUCCAGAAACCGUGAAACCCGAUCAAGAUGGCGGCCUACUUCUCCCUACGUGUUGCAGGAGCUCUGCUUCUUCAAACAUUCUUGACCACGGCACGCCCCUGGGCUCGUCCUUUGGAUAUCCUGCCAAUGCUACCUAUGAUUAUGUUGUUGUCGGAGCCGGCAACGCGGGAGCUGGUUUGUCCUACCGCCUCGCAGAAGCGGGUUAUUCGGUUGCUCUUGUCGAGGCCGGAAGCUACUAUGAAAUCUCUAAUGGGAAUUUGACCCAAAUCCCCGGGGAUGAUGUCUACUGGUGUGGCAAAGACGCGUCCGAUACGAACAGCCUGGUGGAUUGGGAUAUCAUGACGGUUCCUCAAGCGGGGCUUAACAAUGCAUCUACGCAUUACACGCGCGGAAAGACCCUGGGAGGCAACACGGCGCGCAACUACAUGACCUAUCAAAUUGCGACAAACGCCUCCUACCAAAUGUGGGCGGACAUGGUCGGAGACGACAGCUACACCUACGAGAACUUUUUGCCUUAUUUCCAGAAACAUAUGCAUUUCACCCCGCCCGAUAAUGCCACCCGGUUUUCGAAUUCCUCCCCUUCCUACGACGUGGCCACCAUGGGAACCGAUGGCCCGGUGUCGGUAACCUUCCCCAACUACGCUGGAGCAUUCGCGACCUGGGUCGCCAAGGGCUGGAAGGAACUGGGAGCCAAGGCUAUUGAUGGCUUCACCAGUGGCCGUUUGAUCGGGUAUUCCUACAGUUUGGCAACCAUUCAGGCCAGCAACCAACAGCGGGAGACGUCCGAGACUGCUUACUUGCGGCCGGCCAUCGCGGAAGAGUUAAACCUCAUAAUCUAUCCCUCCACCAUGGCCAAGCAGGUUUUGUUCGACGCAUCCAAGAAGGCCACGGGAGUCCGGGUCACAUCCGCCGGCCAAGAGUACGUCUUGUCUGCGGCGCGUGAGGUCGUAGUCUCUGCUGGGGCCUUCCAAUCCCCGCAACUGCUGAUGGUCUCGGGCAUCGGUCCAUCUGCGCUGUUGAACAAGUACGACAUUCCGGUUCUCGUCGACAGUCCCGGAGUCGGUCAGAACAUGCAGGACCACAUCCUCUUUGGUCCAGCGUAUCGAGUGAACCUCGUCACCGGAUCAUCCGUGAAGUUCCCCGAAUUUCUAUCCGCCGCGAUUGAAGGAUACAACAGCCAACCCGCCACGGGGAUCCUCACCAACCCCGGCAGUGAUCUCAUCACAUGGGAGAAAAUCCCCGACGAGUUGCGAGCCAACUUCAGUACCCAGGCCAAGGCCGAGCUGGCGCGCUACCCGGCUGACUGGCCAGAGGUAGAGUACAUCCACAUCGGGGGCUAUUUCGGCAACCAGGAGAACUUCGUCCAGGAUGCACCCCAGGAUAGCUACAACUAUGUCAGCAUCGCCUCUGCCUUGAUCACCCCUCAGUCGCGCGGCACCGUGGAGAUCGUCUCCGCCGAUACCUCCGACUUGCCGGCCGUCAACCCGAACUGGCUCACCAACCCCACAGACGUCGAGGUGUCCAUUGCCGCAUUCAAGCGCGCCCGCCAGCUGAUGUCGACUUCGGCCCUGUCAGAGGUGGUCAUCGGCCCGGAGUACUUCCCGGGCCCGUCCGUCCAGACCGACGAGGAAAUCGUCGCCUGGCUCCGCGUCGCCACCAAUACCGUCUUCCACGCCAGCUGCACCUGCGCCAUGGGCAAUGUCACCAACCCCAUGAGUGUCAUCGAUUCCAAGGCCCGCGUCUAUGGCGUCUCUAACCUUCGCGUCGUCGAUGCCUCCUCUUUCCCCAUCUUGGUGCCUGGCCAUCCCAUGUCGACUAUCUAUGCGUUGGCCGAGAAGAUCGCCGAGGACAUCAUUCAAGGGAAUUAAUCCCCUAGACUACCUACCCGACUAGGCCAACGGGUUGUAUCAUCCAGGCCCCGCGUCGACUGACGAGCCCUGUCCCAUGAUGCCAGCAGACAGAUCCCAUAGGAGCUCAUCUGGCUUCAUUUUGAUUGACCCCCGGAGAUUCUCGAUCAUCACUCACAUAAUCAGAUGAAUCCUUUCAUGUCUGUGAGUACGUCGACGUUUUUUCUUUUCCGGCUAUUCUCUUUUCAGUCCUGUUUUUGUUGCCGAAAUCGUUUGGAGGAAUUCAAGGGUG
Molecule: messenger RNA, 2239 nt
Organism: Aspergillus sclerotioniger CBS 115572
Lineage: Eukaryota; Fungi; Ascomycota; Eurotiomycetes; Eurotiales; Aspergillaceae
Product: GMC family oxidoreductase
Exons: 7
Coding region: 1-1968 (655 amino acids)
Biological process (GO): secondary metabolite biosynthetic process
Molecular function (GO): flavin adenine dinucleotide binding; oxidoreductase activity, acting on CH-OH group of donors
Source: RefSeq, a predicted model, not a curated record